Molecule: messenger RNA, 902 nt
Organism: Trichobilharzia regenti
Lineage: Eukaryota; Metazoa; Platyhelminthes; Trematoda; Strigeidida; Schistosomatidae
Source: the annotation of a GenBank genome assembly
UACUGUAGGGUCAGGCUUUUGACCUAUUCUGUAUACGCUGUGUAUAGUAAUGCCUGAUACUGUUUGUGGCAGUAGCUUGUCUAAAAGGGGCUUGACCAAGUUAAGGUCAUGCUCGAAUCUGGCCUUAGGAUCGAGGGCCAGUGACUCCUCCACUUUGUGGAGAAUGAGAGACCUGUCAGAGAGAUCGGGUUUGCUUUCCGUGACUUUCUUGCUCUGAGGCGUAGGUAUGUUUCUAUCCUUCUUGGGGGGUGUUGCCAAAGUGUUAUCCUUAUCUCGCUUUUUGCGAGAGACUACAUUGCGCCAUUCAUUGGCGUCCUCCUCGCUAAUCGUAAUGGGGUUUAUCUGUCUGCUGCUCACCGGUGUGGAUGAGGCUUGUUCCGCCAGUCCCUGGGCGACUGGAGCUGCAGGUUUUCGACCCCUGGUACGCCUCUUCUUCACGGCAGUCUUUCCAUUACUGUCACUGGAGGGCUUAUCCAGUAUCGUGGGGGAAGCCUGGGUGUCUGGAAUGUGGUGGGUGUUCUUCUGUGCUGUAGGGCACUCACUUAUUGGCAAGGUCGCAUCGGGGACAUGUGCUGUUUUGUCAAUGACGCUAGUCACGUCAUCGUUAUCUGAGCAAUAGUCGGUAUUCUUCUGUGGUGGAGGACGCUUGCAGUCCAUGAGCUUUAAAGCCCCACUGAGAGUAGCAAUGGCUUCUGUAAUACGGAGUUUAGUUGUACUACAGCAGUCGUUGCACAACCAGUUUGCUAGAGGUUUGCAGCAGCGUUUGUAUGCUGCUAGAGUAAGGUUCGUGCACAUACUGUGAAACCAUCUCUUGCAGUUAUCACACUGCAUUCCCUCAUCCACUGGAAACUGGCACAUAGCCCUUCCGCAGAGGUUUAUUUUGAUAGGCAUUUUAUUUAAAA